Anguilla anguilla (European eel) is the source of this 1180-nucleotide messenger RNA. RefSeq names its product caudal type homeobox 4 (gene cdx4). Gene Ontology annotation, molecular function: DNA-binding transcription factor activity, RNA polymerase II-specific; RNA polymerase II transcription regulatory region sequence-specific DNA binding. The coding region runs from base 285 to 1100 and encodes 271 amino acids. The record is from RefSeq and is a predicted model, not a curated record. Gene Ontology annotation, biological process: embryo development; anterior/posterior axis specification; cell differentiation. Gene Ontology annotation, cellular component: nucleus. The transcript has 3 exons. NCBI's taxonomy places the organism in Eukaryota, Metazoa, Chordata, Actinopteri, Anguilliformes, Anguillidae.
UACAGGGUAGUCAUUUGAAUGCAAAUCAUAUGGGGUUGAGGACGUCUGACGUCAGCCACGCUCUAUGGUAUACCUUUGCAAGCACUACCUUGUCAACAGAACUUAAUUAUGUGCGACUGAAACACAUCGGAGAGUACCUCGCCUGACCACGACUCAGGAGAGCUGCAUUGGACUAUACAACAGAGACACAGCAAAAGGGACAAUUUAGCGCUCAAGGAGAUUUGAAACCAGUUUUUGGGGCUAUUAUGUCCCCUUAAAAAGAUUUUGCAUUGCAUUUGUGAAUCAUGUAUGUGGGAUACCUGUUGGAUAAAGAAGGAAGCAUGUACCACCAAGGGCCCGUAAGACGAUCCAGCAUCAACCUCCCUCCACAGAACUUUGUUUCCACGCCACAGUACUCCGACUUUACCGGAUACCAUCAUGUGCCCAACAUGGACACUCACGCGCAGUCCUCGGGGGCCUGGGGCUCUCCUUAUGGCGCACCGAGGGAAGACUGGGGCGCGUAUGGACUCGGACCUCCGAACAGUAUUGCUACGCCUAUGAGCAACUCGUCGCCCGGACAGGUUUCUUACUGCUCUCCUGAUUACAAUCCCAUGCAUCCUCCAGGAUCUGCAGUAUUGCAACCGCCUCCAGAGAAUAUUAACGUUGCUCAGCUAUCCCCUGACAGAGAAAGACGUAACUCCUACCAGUGGAUGAAUAAAACGGUUCAGUCAUCUUCCACCGGAAAAACGAGAACGAAGGAGAAAUACAGGGUCGUUUACACCGACCACCAAAGGCUGGAACUGGAAAAAGAGUUUCAUUACAAUCGAUAUAUCACAAUAAGAAGAAAGUCUGAACUGGCGGUGAACCUUGGCCUUUCGGAGCGACAGGUGAAGAUCUGGUUUCAAAACCGCAGAGCCAAAGAGAGAAAAUUAAUCAAAAAGAAGAUGGGCCAAUCUGAUGGAAGCGGGGGAUCAGUGCACAGUGACCCAGGUUCCGUCAGUCCGCUGCCAGUACCCGGGUCAUUGAGUCCAUCGGAUAUUCACAGCUCUCUUUACCCACCCACAGGAAUGAACACCUUGCCACCACUUGGGAAUAUACAGCAAGUGACUGUUACUCAGUGAAUCAGAACUUGGAACUUUCAACUAAACUGAGCACUCCGACACGCGUAAUGGACGAUGAGGCAAGACUGAUGCUAUUGGAU